CGACCUUACUUGAACAGGAUCUGUUCUAUAGGUUGUACUUCUGUUUCCUUGAGUUCUAAGGAAGACAGGAAUCCAAGUCUGGUUGAUGAGCCAUGACCGUGCGAUCAGAGCGUGAAUAACAGAUUCGCGGUCUUUGGACCGUUCUAUCAGUAGAGGAUCGUUCUCAGCUACUCUUCCGAAUGGCUGCGAUGGUCGCACGGUUGUCUGACAGACUUCCAAAUUUUAUCUUAUUUUGCGCUCUGUUUGAUUUUUCGUUUUAAUAGAACGCGUGCUGCAUGAGUUUUGCAUGUGAGAAGGUCUAUGACCUUGAGAGCAUCGUUUCGGGUGGUUAAUUCCUUAGAACUGCAUCGCAGUUUGGCAUGGAAUUCAGCCAUCAAAUCCCACGUCGACUCGGGUUUUUUUUAUUCGGCUUUUCUGUUGUACAAGGAAAUGAGAGGAUUGGGUGUUGCCCAUGAUAGCUUUACGUUUCCGAUAGUAAACCGAGCUGUUUCAUCGCUCCAGAGAGAUGUCAUUUAUGGAAAGAUGGUGCAUUGUGUUUCGACGAAAAUGGGGUUUGGAUUUGAUGUAUACUUCUCUAAUACGAUGAUCGAGGUCUAUGUGAAAUGCGGGCGUCUAGGUUAUGCUCGUAAAUUGUUUGAUGAGAUGUCUUAUAGAGACUUGGUUUCUUGGACUUCGAUAAUUGCAGGCUAUGCUGGAGAAGGAAACAUUAGUGGUGCUUUUGAUUUGUUUCAGCAACUGAGGGUAGAGCUUGAGCCCAAUUCAGUGACUUUGAUCGUAAUGUUGCAGGCGUGUUGUGCCGGUGAAAGCUUGACCAAAGGGAGGCAACUUCAUGGUUAUGCGAUCAAGGUCGGGUUAGUAAUAGAUGGAUCUGUACAAAAUUCAAUUUUGAGAAUGUAUACCAAGACAGGCAGUGUUGAAGAAGUUGAAAGGUUUUUCAGGGAGGUUGAACAAAGGGAUGAUGUUUCCUGGAAUACUUUGAUAUGCUUUUAUUCCAUGGAAAGAGACUUUGAAAAAUUGGUCAGUACGUUCAGUAAAAUGCAGGGUCUAGCAGCACUCAGCGUUGAGACUUUAACAUUACUAAUUUCAGCAUUUGCGAAGUCUAGAGAUAUUUUUCAAGGUGAGUGGAUGCAUUGUUUAGCUAUAAAAACUGGUUUACUGGAUGAUGUGUUGCUGACUUCUUUAUUGGGUUUUUACGCCAAGUGUGGGAAAAUAGAGACAUCGGCACAGUUGUUCAGAGAAAUUCCUUUUCAAAAUACUGUUACAUGUGGUGCUAUGAUGUCGGGCUUAAUUCAAAAUGGUUAUAUUAAGGAUGCCAUAGAUUUGUUCCGUCAAAUGCAAGCUGCAAAUGUUGAACCUGGGGUAGAAAUUUUGAGAAUCAUUCUUGAUGCAUAUACACAUCUGGGAGCUCUGCAAUUGGGCAAAACAGUUCAUUGUUACUUUAUAAGAAACUUGUUGAACAGUUCCAAGAAAGAAACUACACACCUCGAGACCUCUAUCUUAAACAUGUACAUAAAAUGUGGAAGCAUUUCUUCAGCUAGGGUAUGUUUUGAUGAUAUAUUGGUCAAAGAUCUAGUAACAUGGACCACUAUGAUUGAAGGCUUUGGGACUCAUGGGCAAGGUUUUAAAGCCCUAGAACUUUUUGGUCUGAUGCUGAAAAAAGGAAUAAAACCAAACAGUGUCACCUUCUUGAGCUUAUUGUCUGCUUGUAGUCACUCUGGUCUUAUCAGAGAAGGCUGUGAAGUUUAUUUUUUCAUGAAAUGGAUCCAUGGUAUCGAGCCUGAGUUGGAUCACUACACUUGCAUGGUGGAUCUUUUGGGUCGACACGGAAAUCUUAAAGAGGCCUUAGCCAUUAUAGUGAAACUGGUUAUUUCUCCGGAUAGUCGGAUUUGGGGUGCUCUUCUUGCAGCUUCCAAAAUUCACGGCGACAUAAAACUUGGGGAAUAUACAGCAGAAAGGCUUUUGGAACUGGAACCUGAUAAUGUUGGGUAUCAUACUCUGUUGAGUAAUGUACAAGCCAGUGUGGGACAGUGGGAAGAAGUUGAAGAAGUUAGGAGAGUUGUGAACGAGGAGUAUAUGAAGAAGAAACCAGGGUGGAGUUGUAUCGAGGCAAAAGGGAUUAUUCAUGGAUUUGUAUCCGCUGAUAGAUCACACCAUCAAGUGGAUGAGAUUUAUGAGGUAUUGGGGUGUUUAGGUAGGAUGAUUCAGGAAUUUGGAAAUUAUUCUUUGGUUGAUUUGAUUCCCUGAGGUAUGCUUUGAAAUUUCUGAGGCAUAGACAUAAUCCUAGUCUUGUUUGUGUCUGGAUGGUGAGACUGGAGGGGGCUGAAACGAGAUCAGGCUUAAUGCCGAUGUGCAGUCGUCAGAAAGCAAGGUUGAUGCUAAAAGAAGAUGGACUGAUGUCCAAGUGUUCAUUUAGUGGAUGAAGUAGGGAGUAAGUUGGAUGCUUGAAAAGACAAAAAAUCUCUAGUUUGUGGCAGCCAGAACCUAUUCAAAUUACCUUACGGCCUAGAAGCAAAUGAAGAUCAAUAGACUUACAAAUAGAAUGGUAAUGGUAAGUCUGUCAGACAGCCGUGUGAAAAUCCCAACCAGUUUAUAUUGGCCGGGAAGGAUCCUCCGCUCAUCAAUGGUCCAAGACUCCAAGGUCCGUGGAUUCACCAAACAUAGGAUAGGAAGAUGUUAUGAUAUUGGAGUUUUCUCAUGUGGGUCGACAAUGAUUUAUGGGUGAAGCUCUUUCUGCGUCGGUAUUUCCCAGAAGAAAAAUUAUACUUAACAAAUUGGCGUGGACAACAUAUCCUUCAUUUUGCGGCAUGAUAUGAUUUGAUUUGCUAAAAAAAUUUAAUUUUAUAUUUUUUUAAAUCAAAUUCCACCAUAUCAACAAUAUGGAAAGUGUGUGAUUCACAAUGACUUGCAGGAAAAAUGACGAGAGUAAUAUUGUGAUUAAUAGUUGGCUCGUGAAAUAAAAGGAAAAUGUUAUUGAACACUUUGUGUGAC
Molecule: messenger RNA, 2988 nt
Organism: Juglans regia (Persian walnut)
Lineage: Eukaryota; Viridiplantae; Streptophyta; Magnoliopsida; Fagales; Juglandaceae
Product: pentatricopeptide repeat-containing protein DOT4, chloroplastic-like
Exons: 1
Coding region: 301-2244 (647 amino acids)
Biological process (GO): RNA modification
Molecular function (GO): RNA binding; protein binding
Source: RefSeq, a predicted model, not a curated record